UGUUGUUUUAAGAGGAAGAAUGGCAUCUGGAAUUGAGGAUGAAAAACUGGAAGAUAUUAAAGUGAAGUUGUUCAAUUGCGCCAUGCAAAGUGAUUGGGAAGGAGUUGUAAGAAUAUGCGAGCAACACCCCAGUGCUCACAAGGCUAUCAUGCCUGCAUCGGGGGAGACAAUAUUGUAUAUGGCAGUCUCAGAUGAGGAAGAAAAAAUAGUUGAAGAACUGGUUGAACAGAUUAGUAAAUCCGAGCUUGAUGCUUUGAAGAUUGGAAAUGAGGAAGGAGACACUCCUCUCCAUUUGGCUGCAUCAAUAGGAAAUGUUCAAAUGUGCAAGUGUAUCACUGAUAAGGAUCGAAAAUUGGUGGGUUUUCCCAACAGCAAAGCCGAAACGCCGCUCUUCUUGGCGGCCCUCCGCGGUCAAAAAGAUGCUUUUCUUUUCCUACAUGGAAUGUGUGAGAGCUCUGAACGGGCCAAUUACUGUCGGAGGGAUGAUGGCAGAAAUAUCCUUCACUGUGUUAUCGAUGAAGAAUACUUCGAUUUGGCAUUCCAAAUAAUUCAUCACUACAGAGAUCUAGUUGACUCGGUUGACGAGAAUGGACUUACCCCUCUCCGUCUCCUGGCGAGUAAGCCCACUGCAUUCAGAAGUGGUACUCCCCUCAGCUGGUUCGAAAGAAUUAUCUACCAUUGUGUGUAUGUUGAAGACCUCAAGGAAGAAGAGCUUCAACAACAAAGCCCUCAGACUUUUAAGAGAAAAAGGAUACUCGAGGGUCCUGAGAACUAUCAAACAUGCAUGUACUUCGGGGACAUGAUUAAAACAUCAGCAAUUACUAUAUUUGCACCAAACUAUCAGAAGGAUGAUGAUGCAGAGAACCCAAACCAAGGAAGAAAAGCAACUUCCGAGCAUCAAGAAACUAGUAUAUUUCCAUCAAAGUUUUGCAAGUGUGAAGAUGCAGAGAACCCAAGAGGAAGAAAAACAACUUCUGAGAAGCAAGCUCACCAAUCAAUGAAUCAAGCUCAACAACAAAUGUUGCCACCAAAUUAUGAUAUCUGUUUCGAAUUCAUCAAGUUUGCAUACACAACAAUGCUGGUCUUCUUAGGAUUUGGAUUUGAGAAGAUAAAGAAAAUAAAAGAUAUGAAAAAGAAACAUUCAAGGGCUGUUCAACUUGUAGAUGAACUACUCCAGCAUGUGUCAAGUUCUAAGUAUAACCUUAAAGAACAACAACAACCAAGUAACUCUUCAUCUUCAGAUACUAACCAAAAUGUGAAAGAAAGAAGUUCUUCAGUAAAAUAUGAAAAUGAAAAAGAUGAGGAGAACAAAUUUUCACUUGCUGGAAGUUCCUCAAAAACUACUAAUAAGAAAGACAAAGAAAAAAAGAACACACCAAUAUUAAUUGCAGCAAAGAAUGGUGUGAAGGAAAUGGUGGAGAAAAUCCUUGAAGUUAAUCCAGUUUCCAUUAACGACAAGAACGAAGAAAAAAAGAAUGUAGUAUUGUUAGCAGUGGAGAAUAGACAACCUGAGGUGUAUGAGCUCUUAUUUAAGAGAAAGUUUCGGAAAGAUAGUGUGUUCCGAGCAGUUGACAACGACGGGAACAGCGCAUUGCAUCUGGCUGCAAUGUUAAGAAAUUAUCAACCUUGGCAUAUCCCUGGAGCUGCAUUGCAAAUGCAAUGGGAAAUGAAGUGGUAUAAGUAUGUCAAGAAUUCCAUGCCACCGCAUUUCUUCACUCGUUACAAUGACAAGAAACGCACUCCAAAGGAGAUCUUCACGGAAGCCCAUUCUGAACUUCUGAAGAAAGGAGGCAAAUGGCUGAACAGCACUUCCAGUUCCUGCUCCGUUGUUGCAACCCUCAUUGCAACCGUUGCUUUCGCCACAUCUGCCACUGUGCCAGGCAGCUUCAAUGAAAAUAAUGGGAAGCCAAAUCUUGCACACCAAUCAGCUUUUAAUCUCUUUGCAGUUUCAUCACUAAUUGCUCUCUGCUUUUCAGUGACUUCCCUGGUCAUGUUUCUGGCGAUUCUCACCUCUAGGCACCAAGAGGAUGAUUUUCAUGAGGAAUUGCCUCGGAAGCUUUUAUUUGGUUUAACUGCUCUAUUCAUAUCAAUUGCAGCUAUGUUGGUCUCUUUUUGUGCAGGACACUUCUUUGUCCUCAAAGAUGAACUCAAAUAUGCUGCCCUUCCCGUAUAUGCAGUUACCUGCCUUCCAAUAUCAUUUUUUGCUAUUGCCCAGUUUUCCUUAUACUUUGAUCUUGCGUGGGCUACUUUUAGGAAGGUACCACAACGAAGUUAUAAGAUGGCUUUCUAGGAUUUGAUGGUUAAAUAAAUAUGUUUGUAUGUGCUUUGUGAGUAGCUGGGAUUAUGGUUUUGAUGUGUUUUUGCUUGUUUUGUUUCUUCUACGUUUCUGAACACUCAUGUCGAGGAAGAAAAUUGAUGGAAUGAUCAUUAAUUG
Molecule: messenger RNA, 2434 nt
Organism: Vitis vinifera (wine grape)
Lineage: Eukaryota; Viridiplantae; Streptophyta; Magnoliopsida; Vitales; Vitaceae
Exons: 9
Coding region: 20-2290 (756 amino acids)
Molecular function (GO): protein binding
Source: RefSeq, a predicted model, not a curated record